Messenger RNA from Siniperca chuatsi (mandarin fish), 2739 nucleotides. RefSeq names its product syndecan binding protein (syntenin) 2 (gene sdcbp2). The coding region runs from base 158 to 1066 and encodes 302 amino acids. The record is from RefSeq and is a predicted model, not a curated record. Lineage: Eukaryota; Metazoa; Chordata; Actinopteri; Centrarchiformes; Sinipercidae. The transcript is spliced from 9 exons. Gene Ontology annotation, molecular function: protein binding. Gene Ontology annotation, cellular component: plasma membrane; cytoplasm.
UUGCACGACCAGGAAGCCAGCAGUGACAUCACUUUCCAGAAAUUCCCUUCAUCAAAGAGAGAGCCAGAGCGACGAAGACAGAAAAAUAAGAAAAGCAAGGAGUUUGCUGCUGUCUGAGAUUCCGGAUUAAGCUGAUUUUACAACCAAGACAUUAAGGAUGUCCCUGUAUCCAUCCCUCGAGGACCUCAAGGUCGACAAGGUUAUCAAGGCACAGGCCCAGUUUGCCCAGACUGCCGCCCCCAUGCCAGCCAUCACUGAGGGAACCUAUCAGCCUCAACCUGCCACUGCUGGGAUGCCAGGAUCAAGCUUGUACCCGAACCUGGAGGAGCUGGGAGACUACAUGGGUCUGGCCCUCAACAGUGAUGAAGUCCAGAGGAACCUGGCCUUGAUGCCUGCGGCUGACAAUCAAGUGGCAGUGCCCUUCAGUGCAGGUGUUGGGGGGAUGGUGCGGCCGGUGACGGGGGCAGACGUCGGCAUCAGGAGGGCAGAGAUCCGCCCAGGGCUGCGGGAGGUCAUCCUCUGUAAGGACCAGGACGGGAAGGUGGGACUCCGGCUCAGGGCCAUCGACAACGGAGUGUUUGUCCAGCUGGUGCAGGCUAACUCCCCUGCGGCCCUGGCCGGGCUGCGUUUUGGAGACCAGGUCCUUCAAAUAAACGGGCAGAACUGUGCCGGUUGGAGCGUAGACAAGGCCCACAAGGCCCUGAAGGCUGCAGCCGAGACCCGCAUUGAGCUCGUGGUCAGGGACAGACCUUUUCAGCGCACCGUCACCAUGCACAAAGACAGCUCAGGCCACGUCGGCUUUAUCUACAAGUCUGGUAAAAUCACCUCACUGGUCAAGGAUGGCUCUGCUGCCCGCAACGGCCUGCUGACUGAUCAUUACAUCUGUGAAAUCAAUGGGCAAAACGUAAUUGGACUCAAGGAUUCUCAGAUCAAGGACAUUCUGUCCACCUCUCCGACCGCCAUGACCAUCACCAUGAUGCCCAAGUUCAUCUAUGAACACAUGAUUAAGAGGAUGUCGAGCGGUCUCCUGCGGUCAUCCAUGGAUCACUCGGUCCCAGAGGUCUGAAGACCAGGAGGAGGACUGUAAACUGUCAGGAUGUCUUCAAUACAGAGAUAUCUCUCUCUCUCUCUCUCUCUCCUUACUCAUAUCUUUAUCUGUCUCUCUCUCUCUCUUUAUCUCUCUCUCUCUCUCCCUCAUACCAAAUCAGCUCCUGCGUCACAAUCAUCAUCGUCGCCAUUUCUCAUCUUUAACGUUAUCUUAAAAUGCCUUUUUUUCUAUUCUUCAGUCAUUCAGUAUAUUCUUUGCCUUUUCUACAUUUUCAUCAUCUCUGUUGACAUGUCUAGUACUUUUUAUGUUAACCUCAUAGUCUAAGUAUUACAUGUUUUGUUUUCUUGUUUUGUGUUUGAGAUCAAGGACAGUACAAAAUGUUUUUUUUUUUUAAGCCAUGCACACAUCAUGAGUCCAGAGCUUCCUCCUUAUUGUGGAGAUGAAUCAUUGGCACAUGACGUUUCAUCUUGUCAGAAUGCUGUAAAAGCCGAUGGUCAGUCAUCAGAGCCCUAUCACGUAGAUCACGGCUGUGCUCCCAGCCCCUGCACUUGGCCCUAAUGUGUGUACGUAAAUAAUCUGAGCUGAAUAAACACCUGGGGCCUCAUGUGAAAAAGUUUGCUGACUUGAUUCUAGAUUUAUUUUGUCAUUUUUACUGCCAGUAAAACUAAUAGGUUUUAGCAAAGAAGUUGUUUUUAGUUUAUACCAUAUAUUGGUGAAAAUUUGUGUUGUUUUUUGUGGAUACCCAACAUUUAUGGUCCCUGGAUUCUAACAUAUAAGUGAGACUUACUCCAAGGCAGUUUCCAUCUUCUGCAAGAGAUGGCGCUGUAUCAUUGUACCACAUUUCCUGUCUCUGCAGGCAAACGUCAUGGUGAGACUGAUGUGUUGAAUUUCUAGGUACUGGGAACACUGUGCACAUUCCAGGGGAAAGUGUAGGGAAAGGGGCAGCAGUAGGUGUUUGUUGCCCUAUGCAGCUGGGACUUAACCCUGUCCACAAACACCAUAAGAGGGUUAGACGAUGAAAGGCACAAGUAAGCAAGAUCACAGUGCAGUGUGUGAUUAGCUAUCUGGAGGGCAGUUGAAAAGUGUUUGUUGGAUAUGGUCUAAUUUUUGAGGAAUUGUUGGUAUUUUUUUGGACAGGGUCUGUGCUGUGCAGACCCACUAAGUGCACUUUCCACUUCCUUUUAAGAGGUUGUCUUUCCUGUAUCCAUUUCAACAGUUAAAUUCAACAGUUGUGCUUUUUUAUUAUUGUGUCUGUGGUGCCUCAUGUUAUUGAGAGAACUCAUGAAAACACAUGUGUAUGUUAACUAUAGGAAACUGCUCAAAUUUGGCGCUGAAAAUCGUCCGCUCAAAUUGAAAGCAUUUAAAUUCCACAUCAUGGAUUUAGCCAAUGAACUUGCUCUCCUCUGCAAAAGUGUUGUUAGAGGACGUCCCUCUGUAAUAUUCCUGCCUUGAUUGAUGACCACAGUGAGACUGAGCAGAGCUCACAGUUGUGAAUUUCUACUUGUUAUAUAAAGUUGCUCCUUUUAAUGCUGUUCAUGUUUGGAUGCAUGUAUUCCUUUACUUUUCUAGGUAUGCAAUCUGAUAAACAUCCCUGUCAUUCUGUAAGAAAAUUAGAAAGAUCUAAAAGUUUAUAUAAGAAUGUAACCAAGAUAAUAUUGUAAAACAAAUAAACAGUCUUUCUGUUCACAUUA